CCGCGUUCUCUCCCCCAAAUCCCAAUCAAUCUAAUCUGAAGAGAAAUGGUGAAUCAAGAUUCAAAGCAGAGUAGUCCCCAACAAAACCCUAAACAAAAUACCCACAAAUCCGACUGUAUUUUCCUCAGUCCCAGAUUCAAGUCGGCGGCUGCCAUAGCCGGUUGGGAUGAAGAAGCGCUUCGUCUUGCAUUUGAAGACACGCCCGAUAGACUUCUCAAGAGCAAGAAACGCUCCGAUUCACAAUCCAUCACAACUCCAUCCGCCAAUUCAUCAAGGAAACGCAGAACCCUAAAGAGAAACUCCGUUGCAACACCUGUACCCAUUAUUAACCUUGAUGAAAUCGAAACCUUGGAAGGAGAUGCAGACAGUGAGAAGAAGAAGAAGAAGAAAGAGAAUCUGGGUGAAGAUCAGAAGAGGAAGAAGAAGAAGAAGAUGAUUGAAGAAGAAGAAGAAGAACAAUGUCCUAAUUCAUCUGUUCCAUGUAUAGAUCGACUCAGAGAAGAACUCUCUUGCGCGAUUUGCUUGGAGAUUUGCUUCGAACCGAGUACCACAACUUGUGGGCACAGUUUUUGCAAGAAAUGCUUACAAUCUGCAGCCGACAAGUGUGGGAAGAGAUGCCCAAAAUGCAGGCAGCAGUUAAUCAGUAAUGGGAAAAGUUGCAGUUUGAAUACAGUCCUAUGGAACACCAUACAACUUCUUUUCCCUGAAGAAGUUGAACAAAGGAAGAAGGCAUUAUUAGUUGAAGAACAGCAUCAAACUCCUCUUCCUGCAAGAAAUAACAAUAGAAAUGGUGGUGGUGGGUAUAAUAGGAAUCGGAUAGUGGAAGCCCUAAACAGUCCCGAAGAUGAGCAACAAAGAAGGAGAAGGAGGAUCUUGAGGAGAGCAAUGCCGAGCCAAGAUGAAGAUGCUGCUUUGGCUUUAAGGCUACAAAGACAGGAAUUCAUGGAAGUUUCUCGAGAGAACCAACAGCAGAGAACCUCGGCUGGAGCAAAUUUGAGGGCUAUAGCAUCCAGGGCUGUUACUAUUCGAAGACUUAGAGGAGGCAACACCACCAACAACAGGGAGAGGAACUAAAACAGAGAACUCUUAGUUUCACCUAGGGUUUUUAUAUGUUCUAACCUCAAGAAUGAAUUGUAAACUAACCUUGUUGAGGGAUAAAUUUUGGUAAUGGGCAAUGUUCUUCAUCCCCACUGCAGCUUCCUAGAAAGAUCAAAUCUCUAAUACAUUGAAUGAAACAACAAAGAUAAAUCAAAAGACAAUGUAAACAGUUUCAAUGUUGUUCUUCUGAUUGUACCCAAGAGAUAUACAGUUGGUACCAAAAAAAAUGAAAAAAAGAACAACAUCGCAUGAGG
This is a messenger RNA of Impatiens glandulifera, 1352 nucleotides long. RefSeq names its product putative E3 ubiquitin-protein ligase RING1a. Gene Ontology annotation, biological process: double-strand break repair. Gene Ontology annotation, cellular component: site of double-strand break; nucleus. NCBI's taxonomy places the organism in Eukaryota, Viridiplantae, Streptophyta, Magnoliopsida, Ericales, Balsaminaceae. The transcript has 4 exons. Bases 46 to 1074 code for a protein of 342 amino acids. Gene Ontology annotation, molecular function: metal ion binding; ubiquitin-protein transferase activity; nucleosome binding. The record is from RefSeq and is a predicted model, not a curated record.